This is a messenger RNA of Zeugodacus cucurbitae (melon fly), 2134 nucleotides long. It is a transcript of the gene Bin1, whose product is annotated as histone deacetylase complex subunit SAP18. NCBI's taxonomy places the organism in Eukaryota, Metazoa, Arthropoda, Insecta, Diptera, Tephritidae. The transcript has 2 exons. Gene Ontology annotation, biological process: negative regulation of DNA-templated transcription. Gene Ontology annotation, cellular component: nucleus. Gene Ontology annotation, molecular function: transcription factor binding; transcription corepressor activity. The record is from RefSeq and is a predicted model, not a curated record. Bases 142 to 591 code for a protein of 149 amino acids.
GUCAAUUUUCAUUUUGCUUAUCGUGUUUGCUUCAUUUUCUGUGUUCAGAAUUUUUAUUCGGUGUGCAUAAUUCAAACUGAAUUUUAAGUAAAAUAUAACAUAAAACUUUUUUAUAAAUUAAGUAAUUUUAGUGAAAAUAUAAUGGCUAACGUGGAAUCAAUGAUCGUUGAAGAGAAGUCUCACAUAAAACCCAUUGAUCGCGAAAAGACCUGCCCACUAUUGCUACGGGUAUUCUGCUCUACUGGUCGUCAUCACUCCGUGUCUGAAUACAUGUAUGGUAAUGUGCCGAGCAAUGAAUUACAGAUUUAUACCUGGCAAGAUGCUACGCUACAUGAACUCACAUCGCUGGUGCGCGAUGUUAAUCCUGAUACGCGUAAAAAAGGAACAUACUUCGACUUCGCAAUAGUAUUUCCAAAUUUCCGGAAUAAUCACUACCAAAUGCGUGAAAUCGGUGUCACUUGUACUGGACAAAAGGGCGCAGACGAUACCAAAACAUUGGCACAAGCUAAAUUCUGCAUUGGUGACUUUCUAGAUAUUUCCAUCACACCACCUAACCGCUUACCGCCCAUACGCCGUCAAAGGCCGUAUUAGUUAGCAGACAAAGUAUGCUGCAAGCGUUACUACAUUGCUAGCAAGAUUUUACUUUUAAGGUAUCUUUCAUUAGCGUUAUUUUCAUUUCGAUGAAUUUGCCCGUUUAAGAUUUUAUAUGAAAAAAGAAUGUAUACGCUCUUAAUGAAUGCGUACGAUUUGAAAAUUUGCUGUCAGACAAAAGGUAUAAAGUCAUUGGGAUAAUACAAAACAAAAUCUAAUAAAAACUCAAUUAAAAAUUAUAGUUUAUAAUUAAAGUUGUAAAUAUUGAUAUUUUUGAUAGCUUAAAUAUUAACAUUUUAUGUAUAUGUUAUAAGUAUUAGAAAGCUAAUUCCUGUAGAUGGAAUUCGGCCGUCUGGAUUUCUUCUUGCCAAUCUGUGUCAUGUCAAUCUCAAUACCAUUCGGCAAAACAGCUGUAUUUUGUUCGUAAUUAAUGAAACCAUUUUGUUGAAGUUCUUCUUCCGUUUCACGUGUGUUGGGAUCGCAUUUGAUGCCGGUCUCAUAGUGGUACUCACGUUUGUUACCAUCGGGAUCAAUGUAACCAUAUGUGCCCCUAGAAGCAAAAUACAAAAUAUUAUCGUCGUUUUAGACAAAUAUAGAAGGGACUCACUUCGUAAUACAGUCUGUGCCUAUGAUUUCCUCCUUGAAUGAGCCAUCAUCAUUCUCAUAACCCCAGGUAAUGCUGCCAUCAUCAUUCUCCUCACGCCAUUUGCGUAUUGUUUGAGCGACGGGACGUUGGCGACGUUGCUGUGGUUGCUCACGCUCCUCUUGUUGCACUUGAUUGUAUUCAAUUGCCGGUCGUGCAGGUGCUGGACGUGGACGAGAACGUACAGGUGCUGGUGCCGGUUGUGGUGCGGAUUGCGCUUCAUACUGUGGGCGUUGUUCACGCAACUGUGGACGUGUGCGUAUAACAUUGACACGCUGUUGUGGCUGCUGUGGCGCCGGUGCUGGUGCAGGUGCACUCUGUUGUGGACGUUCCAAACCAAAACGUUGCGCACCAAAGCUACCAAUGCCGUAGUCAUUGAAGACGGGUCGAUUGUUAGACGUUGUUGCUGCAACAGGUGCAGCGGGUGUGGGGCGUUCGGUGAAGCGCGUCGAUGGCAAGGCAGGUUGCGGUGAUGGCGCCAAUAUAUGCUCAUCCUCUUGCAACAAUUGUGGCAAUGAGGGUGUAUCAUGUAUGGUAUUCACUUCGCCAUUGAGGAAAGCAUUUGCUUGUUGUUGGAAUUGUGCUUGUUGCGCCUGCACCAAUUGUUGCUCGCGUAACAGUUGUGGCAAGAAGACAUCGGGUUGUUCGUCUUCAGUUGACUCGGUUACAGGUUUGGGCUCCUCUUGUAUGCGUGGCGCCACCGACGGUAUGUAGGAGUUUUGUGCGCGCAAAGCGAUUGGGCGGCGUACACGCACCAGCUUAUCAUUGCGGAAUUGUGGCCUUCCGGCGACCACUUGUCCACCCACAGGUGCAGCACCAGGUAUGCUUAAUCUUGGCGGAAAUGGCCCCUGCGCUUGUACAACCAGUAACAGCGAUGUUAGGGCCAAACAGCUGGCGAAC